Molecule: messenger RNA, 3273 nt
Organism: Vanrija pseudolonga
Lineage: Eukaryota; Fungi; Basidiomycota; Tremellomycetes; Trichosporonales; Trichosporonaceae
Product: Alpha-mannosidase
Exons: 6
Coding region: 1-3273 (1090 amino acids)
Biological process (GO): mannose metabolic process; oligosaccharide catabolic process
Cellular component (GO): fungal-type vacuole membrane
Molecular function (GO): alpha-mannosidase activity; carbohydrate binding
Source: RefSeq, a predicted model, not a curated record
AUGACUGCCGCGCACACCAACGGACACGCUGCUGCCAACGGGCACGCCGAGGCGUACCCCGCCUCUGGCUACCCCCGCUUCCAGAGCGACGCGCGGUACAAGAAGCUUCCCCAGCUCGAGGGGCGCCUCAAGUCGUUUGUCGGCGGCUACUAUGCCAAGAACAACCUCUCGUCGCUGCUCGUCGCCCACCGUCACGACGACGAGGCCCACGUCAAGCUCGAGAGCUGGUCCGCCCCGGGCCACUCGAAGCCGCUGUGGGCCGAGGCCGUCAAGCAGGUGUACAAGCCCGCGAAGAAGGGCCAGGACUUUGGGCCAGACUGGAGCAACCACUGGUUCAAGGUGACGGUGCACAUUCCCAAGCAGUACGCCGACUAUGAGCUUGUCUACCUCGAGUUCGACUCGACAGGCGAGGCCAUGGUGUUUGACGAGGAGGGAAACCCGUACCACGGCCUCACGGGCGGCACCAACGUCGACCGCCGCGCCGAGUUUAUCAUCCCCGAGGCGCACCGCAAGGCCGGAGUGGGCCACUACUGGAUCGAGGCGAGCUGUAACGGCAUGUUUGGCGUGCACGACGACAUGUUCGGCGAGAUGGAGGGCGACGACGAGAUGCACGAGAAGAAGUGGGUCCUCAAGUUCGCCGACCUCGUCGUGCCCAACCAGGAGGCCGUGCGGCUCAAGUGGGACUUUGAGUUCCUGCGCCAGCUCGGCUCCCAGCUCCCAGAGGACUCGGCGCUCGCGCAGACGGCCAACUUCACCGCCAAUGAGAUGAUGAACGUCUUCCGCAAGAACGACCUCGAGAGCGUCGCGGCCACCCGCAAGGUUGCUGAGAACACACUCGGCAAGGACUGGCAGGCGAGGAUUAUCAAGGACAGCGACGAGGUGGAGGCGCAGCAGGGCACGCUGUGGGCUAUCGGGCACUGCCACAUCGACACUGCCUGGCUCUGGCCAUUCAGCGUGACUCAGCAGAAAUCCGCGCGCUCCUGGUCGGCCCAGUGCGACCUGAUGGACAGGUACCCCGAGUACGUGUUCAGCGCGACUCAGCCCCAGCAGUUCAAGUGGGUCGAGCAGCUGUACCCUACGCUGUUCACGCGCAUCCUUGAGAAGGUCAAGACCGGCCGCUUCCAGCCGCUCGGCUGCACGUGGGUCGAGAUGGACACCAACAUGCCCUCGGGCGAGGCGCUCGUCCGCCAGUUCCUCUACGGCCAGCGAUACUUUGAGAAGCGCUUCGGCAAGCGCUCGAGCACGUUUGUGCUCCCCGACACUUUCGGCUACUCGAGCCAGCUGCCCCAGAUCUGCCGACUGGCCGGCGCGCCCAACUUCUUCACCCAGAAGAUCUCGUGGAACAACAUCAACUCGUUCCCCCACUCGACGUUCAACUGGGCGGGUCUCGACGGCUCGCAGGUGCUCACGCACAUGACGCCUGUCGAGUCGUACAACUCGCAGGCGGACGUCGAGGAGAUCCGCCGCGCCAUCACGCGCCACAAGAACCUCGACGCGACCAAGCACGCGCUGCUCAUCUUUGGCAACGGCGACGGUGGAGGCGGACCCACGGCGCCCAUGCUCGAGAAGGUGCGCCGUACGCGCGCAGUGGUCAACAACCGGCCCGACGCGGCGGGUAUCCUGCCUCUCAUCAAGAACGGCGGCUCGUUUGAAGAGUUCUACGAUGCCGUGCGCGCCGAGACCAAGAACGGCUCCACGCUGCCCAUCUGGCACGGCGAGCUCUACCUCGAGAUCCACCGCGCGACGUACACGUCCCAGGCGAUGGUGAAGAAGGGUAACCGCAAGAGCGAGAACCUGCUCCGCGAGGCCGAGUACGCCGCGACGCUUGCCACGCUCGCCGACAAGUCGUACGCCUACCCCAAGGAGCGGCUCGACGCGGCGUGGGAGGACCUGCUGCUCUGCCAGUUCCACGACGUGCUUCCCGGCUCGUCGAUCGACAUGGUCUACGACGACGCCGAGGAGAUCUACGCCAAGCUCCACCGCACCAUCACUGCCGUCAUUGAGGAGGCCUAUGCCGUCGUGUACGCCGGCACGAGGGCGCUCGAGGCCGGCGACAAGGCCGCCGACAUCGUCGUCGUCAACACGCUCCCUGGCGUUGCGCGCGAGGAGGUCAUCAAGGUCGGCGACGAGUACGUGCUCGUGUCUGCCGACGGCACCGACGACAUUGGCAAGCCCGCGCAGUUUGAGGGCGCCGGUGCGACCGCCAAGCAGGUCGCCGAGGACGAGUACGAGCUCGCCAACUCCUCCGUCAAGGUCACCAUCAAGGGCGGCCGUAUCACCUCUAUCGUCGAUGUCCAGCUGAAGAAGGAGCUCAUCCCGGAGGGCCAGUCGGCCGGGCUGAUCAUCUACGAGGACCAGCCCAACUACUGGGACGCGUGGGACGUCGACUACUUCCACGUCGAGAAGUCGCAGCACCUCAAGUUUGACACGGUCUCGGUCGGCUCAGCCAAGGGGCUGCGCGCGAGCCUGCUCGUGUCGACGACGUACGACAAGAGCCAUAUCGAGUUUGAGAUCUCGCUGGAUGCCGUCGCUGCGUCUGUCAACGCCGACGCGCGCAGCCUCAUCCGCGUUGACGCGACCGCCGACUGGCGCCAGAAGCACGAGUUCCUCAAGUUUGAGCUGCCGCUCGACAUCCACAACGACGUCGCCACGUACGACACGCAGUUUGGCGUGCUUACCCGCCCGACACACCGCAACACGUCGUGGGACGCGGCUAAGUUUGAGGUGUGCGCGCACAAGUUUGCCGACCUCAGCGAGUUUGGCUACGGCGUCGCCCUCCUCAACGACUGCAAGUACGGGUACGCGACGGCCGGCAAUGUCGUCACGCUGUCGCUGCUCCGCGGCCCGCGCAUGCCCGACCCCGACACGGACAUGGGCGCGCACGCGUUCAGCUUUGGCAUCUACCCCCACGUCGGCACGUUUGCCGAGAGCGACGUGCCCCACGUCGCGGCGGCGUUCAACAACCCGCUCAAGGUGCGCGCUGGUGCGAGCUCCGCCCGCACGCCCAUCACCGUUACUGGUGCGCGUAAUGUCGUGCUCGAGACGAUCAAGCGCGGCGAGGACAACGCGGACAAGACGAUCAUCGUCCGUCUGUACGAGCAGUUCGGUGGCAAGGCCAACGCCACGCUCCGCCUCCACGGCCUCAAGGUGUCCAAGGCCGAGGUGGUCAACCUCCUUGAGGACCACGUCGAGGACCUCGAGAUUGUCGGCGGCGACGCGAUUGCGCUGCCAUUCCGCGGGUUCGAGAUCAAGAGUGUUCGCCUGACGCUGUAG